UAAAAGUUCUGCAAAUAAUUUAUGAGCGGGGAUGAUAUGGAAUGACGUUCUGGCUCCGUUCCAUAUAUUUUACAGCUGAGCGCUCCAGGUGGAACCACUAUAAGCAGUACAUCAAAGGGCACAUGUUCAUAUUCUCGGCUGAAGUCAGCGUUACACUGAGGAGAGGAGAAUUUGUGGAGUGGCCCACCUGUGUGAUGUGACUACAUUAAAAAGCUGAGAGGAAGAAAAGCUCAUUAGAUAACACUAAGAAUAUCUGUCGCAGCCACAGCCCAUGCAGAACACUUCCUUUCCUUCCAUUGUUUAUAUUUCCCAGCCUCCACACCCCAUCAUGCAUUGCGUGUAUUGCGUCUUUCCGGCCCACUUCCUCAUGUUGCUGAUCACCUUCUGCUAUAAGGAAGUACGCUUCAGAACGUCAACAAAAUGAGAAACCAAAUCCUCCUAAAGAUCACGGCCAUCACUCUUUUAAACUUUGGAAAACCCUCAUAUUCCUGCAUUGCAAGAAACUAUUCUUGCAAAAACAUAAAGACUGCCGAAGGAUUCGAGUAUCGAUAUGAAUGCCCUGAGGAAAGUGAAGUUCAUGUCAGUUCACACGGGACUAGCCUUGUCAGUGCACUUCGGGACCACCUCGAUCCAGACCUUUCAGAGGAAGUGAUCAAAUUCAGCCGCACAUCGCUCUUCUCAAGGGACUGCUUGGAUAUCAAAGUAGAGUGUGUAUUUACAUCUGAAGGCCAUGAGGAAGACAAAUGUGUGGACAUUAAAGUUUCCCAGGAAACAACUGAGGAAACAACAGAGAGACCAACGGUGACAACAGAGGGGAAAAAGAACGCACCAAAUAAAACUUAUAUAUAUUGGAUUGCCAGUGGGAUUGCGACUAUUGUGAUUGUCGUCGCUAUGAUUGCUGGAAGGUUCUUCUGUUGGAAAAGGGGUCUGAGGAACGGACGAUGUGGAAGUGGUGGGAAUAAUGCAGAACAAGCUCUCUCCCUUCAACGUGUGCCUGAUCAACGUGACAACACAACAGCCCAAACCAUGAACACAACCUCUUCUCAUCGAGCUGUGAACGGGAGAGCCAACAACGGGAGGACCGCUGGCGACGCCGAAGCUGAAGAUCACGAGAGUGAAAGACGGUCGCUGCUGUGUGCUGAUGGAGCCACCAUCCAAACUUCUGACAUGACAGGUGAAGCCGGAGCCUCGAUGAACGAGUCCGGCUUCCACUCUGAACCACAGUCCAGCUGCUCUACUGAGCCGGAGUUUGACGUGGAGUCAACAAACAACAGUGAAGAUUUACAGGAGAUAAAGGUGUAUCAAUAAAAUAUCUAUUUUAUAAAUUUAUAAAUACCUUAAAGGACAAGUUAAAAGAUUAAUAUAAUAUAAUAUAAUAUAAUAUAAUAUAAUAUAAUAUAAUAUAAUAUAAUAUAAUAUAAUAUAAUAAAAUAUAAUAUAAUAUAUAUUAAUAUCAUAUAAUAGUAUGUGGAUUUUUUACUGGCAUAUUCUUUGGGAUUAAUUUAACUGAAUUGAAUUAGAAUAAUAUAAUCUCUGAAUGCAUCUAAAUGUUUUCAGGAUGUGAUGUAUUCAUUAAAACUUCCACUGAAGACAAAUCAGAGAACUGUAUGCCCGGGUAGGGCGUGCAGGACUGGUGAACAGUCCAGGCUGGGGCCUGUUUUAGUCAGCUGGCUUCCAGAUAACUAAGAUCCUAAAUUGCAUAAAGUGGUGUACAAUAUCAAGUGAUGAAAAGCUCAAAAUGCAACAAGGAAAAUUUCACUUUAGACCAGUGUUGCAUUUAUGUUGCUUUUCCACUACGUGACAUUUUGUAAAAGAUAAUUCCAGUCAAUACAGCACAUUUAUUUGUUUUGUUGCAUUUAAAGGCCUAUUUAUUAUCUUACCGUACAGAAAUGGCCCACAUUCCCAAGUGCUUCUUGAAAGAAGUUACUAUAGAUAUUGCUUAAAACAAAUGGUGUUACCAAAGAAUGGGUGAACCAGACAUACCAGAAAAAUCCACAUACUUAGCUGGGAGACAACUUAUAUCAUGUUUUUCAGAUGUUAGAGCAAAAGUCAUAUUGAAUAUAAUACAAGAGUGUUUCCUUGUUUUUUGUUUUCAAGUGGCAUUUGUGUCAUUAUUGUUUAUGUUGUUUUUGUCAAUCAACUGUAAAUAAACUGAUUAACUUGG
Salarias fasciatus (jewelled blenny) is the source of this 2164-nucleotide messenger RNA. RefSeq lists its product as uncharacterized. NCBI's taxonomy places the organism in Eukaryota, Metazoa, Chordata, Actinopteri, Blenniiformes, Blenniidae. The record is from RefSeq and is a predicted model, not a curated record. The transcript has 11 exons. The coding region runs from base 421 to 1308 and encodes 295 amino acids.